ACUCGCGGCGCCGGCACAGCGACAAGCGCCCCGCGCUUGCCUCCUCCCCGGCCCGGCCGCCUCCUGCAGGCAGCUGCUCCGUCCGCGCGGGGAGCUCAGCCCGGCGCCCCGCCUCGGCGCCCAUGACCAGCGACUUCCAGAAGUCCUGACGCCCCAGCACCGCGGACAGCGUCUCCGCUGCCCAGCUCCGUGGGGAUGUCCUCGUCGCGCCGCCACGACACGGGCGGGACUCUCCCGGGAUGACACUCCUAGCUUGGUGCACUCGGGGUGCAAAUCCGGCCACGAUGAACGCGAGCGCCGCCUCGCUCAACGACUCCCAGGUGGUGGUAGUGGCGGCCGAAGGAGCGGCGGCGGCGGCCACAGCAGCAGGUGGGCCGGACACGGGCGAAUGGGGACCCCCUGCUGCGGCGGCUCUGGGAGCCGGCGGCGGAGCUAAUGGGUCUCUGGAGCUGUCCUCGCAGCUGUCGGCUGGGCCACCGGGACUCCUGCUGCCAGCGGUGAAUCCGUGGGACGUGCUCCUGUGCGUGUCGGGGACAGUGAUCGCUGGAGAAAAUGCGUUGGUGGUGGCGCUCAUCGCGUCCACCCCGGCGCUGCGCACGCCCAUGUUCGUGCUGGUGGGCAGCCUGGCCACCGCUGACCUGUUGGCGGGCUGUGGCCUCAUCUUGCACUUUGUGUUCCAGUACGUGGUGCCCUCGGAGACUGUGAGUCUGCUCACGGUGGGCUUCCUGGUGGCCUCCUUCGCCGCCUCUGUCAGCAGCCUGCUGGCCAUUACGGUGGACCGCUACCUGUCCCUGUAUAACGCGCUCACUUAUUACUCGCGCCGGACACUGUUGGGCGUGCACAUCCUGCUUGCCGCCACCUGGACCGUGUCCCUAGGCCUGGGGCUGCUGCCCGUGCUGGGCUGGAACUGCCUGGCAGAGCGCGCCGCCUGCAGCGUGGUGCGCCCGCUGGCGCGCAGCCACGUGGCGCUGCUCUCCGCCGCCUUCUUCAUGGUCUUCGGCAUCAUGCUGCACCUGUACGUGCGCAUCUGCCAGGUGGUCUGGCGCCACGCACACCAGAUCGCGCUGCAGCAGCACUGCCUGGCGCCACCCCAUCUCGCCGCCACCAGAAAGGGUGUGGGUACACUGGCUGUGGUGCUGGGCACUUUCGGCGCCAGCUGGCUGCCCUUCGCCAUUUAUUGCGUGGUGGGCAGCCAUGAGGACCCGGCGGUCUACACUUACGCCACCCUGCUGCCCGCCACCUACAACUCCAUGAUCAAUCCCAUCAUCUAUGCCUUCCGCAACCAGGAGAUCCAGCGCGCCCUGUGGCUCCUGCUCUGUGGCUGUUUCCAGUCCAAAGUGCCCUUUCGUUCCAGGUCCCCCAGCGAGGUCUGAAGGGCUUGCUCCGUGUCCUCUCACCAACACCACACCCCAACAAGCCAGCCUUUGGUAAGCUUGGUGCCUGCUGACGAACUCUGAGAUCCCAAUGGUGUGAGUCUGACUUUGGAAAGAAAAAGGGACUAAAGAGAAAUGUAACAAACUCACAAGGACAAAGAGGCUUGUUGGCACUUUACAUAUACAGUGUAUACAUGUGUACAUAUAUAUACAAAUAUUUGUAUCUUCUGGAGGUGUUCAGGAUGUGGAGCUUCCUAUUCUGUGAAAAAACAAGAAAAAGAUAUGGUUGUAUACUCAAAUUGUACAUCACAUUUGUCAAACGAAGACAUUCCAAUACUGCUUAAUUAUAGCACUUUAUUUUUAGCUGCUGAACUGCCAAAACAGUGUUGCCAUUUUCAAGGGCAGGGAAAAGGGAGUAAAAGGUGUAUUUUUGUUGUAUGUGAUAGAAUAUUUUGCUGCACAUGCAUCAACAAAUUACAACAUAUUUUGUACACGAAUAAACCCAUUACAAGAAUGUAA
Messenger RNA from Pongo pygmaeus (Bornean orangutan), 1892 nucleotides. RefSeq names its product G protein-coupled receptor 6 (gene GPR6). Gene Ontology annotation, cellular component: membrane. The transcript is spliced from 3 exons. Bases 240 to 1373 code for a protein of 377 amino acids. The record is from RefSeq and is a predicted model, not a curated record. Gene Ontology annotation, biological process: G protein-coupled receptor signaling pathway. Lineage: Eukaryota; Metazoa; Chordata; Mammalia; Primates; Hominidae. Gene Ontology annotation, molecular function: G protein-coupled receptor activity.